Molecule: messenger RNA, 2745 nt
Organism: Labrus bergylta (ballan wrasse)
Lineage: Eukaryota; Metazoa; Chordata; Actinopteri; Labriformes; Labridae
Source: RefSeq, a predicted model, not a curated record
AUGUUCAGCAGGCUGAAGAAGUUGAUCCGGGCUCCGGAGCCUCCCCCUGCCCAAGCUGCUCCCUCACCUCCUCCAUCCCCGGCUGCUCCUGCUAAGGCGGAAAAGCCCCCUGAGAAGAAGGAUGAGAAAGAGCAGCCAACGAAAGAGGAGGAGAAGAAAGAGGAGGUGAAGAAAGAGGAGGAGCCUAAAAAGGAAGAGCCAACAGGUGAGAAGUGUUCUCAAACUGAGGCGCUCUCUUACAUAAUCUUUAAUUCUUUCAACCUGCAAGAAAUUCCUGCUCCUGCUCCUGCUGCAGCUCCUGCUGCAGCUCCUGUUCCUGCUCCUGCUCCUGCUCCUGCUGCAGCUCCUGCCGGUGCAGAGGGAUCUAAAGUUGAAGAAGCUCCGCCCCCUCCUGUGGUCUACUUCCGCAACACAGACGACACCCUCCGAGGUUUGAUCAAGAACUUAAGAGAGCGAACUGCAGUGCUCAGAGAGAAAGCCAUCGACCCGUACGCCACCUCGCCAGAGAUCACCCCACCUGUCACUCCUAUCCUGAAGAAGGAGGACUACAUCAGGAAGAAGGAGGAGGAGAGGAUAGCAAAAGAAGAAGCGGACAAAAAGAAGGCAGAAGAAGCAGCGAAAAAGGCGGAGGAGAAGAAGAAGAAGGACGAGGAGAAGCGGCUGGAGGCAGAGAAGAAGGCGGAGGAGGAGAGGCUGGCGGAGGAGGCCAGGAAGAAGGAAAAGAUCCUACCCGACAUCAGCUGCUCCUGCUUCGACGUCCUCUUCCGUCCAAUCGAGGAGUUGAUGGACGUUACGCUGGGGACUACCAUCGACCCUUUCACAGAUCGUCGCUACAUCGCCUGGUUGACUGUGGUGGCGGUAGCCUACAACUACAAUGCGUGGUUCUGCACGGCCCGGCUGGCGUUCCCGUACCACGGUGAACACGUCAACCGUUACUGGGUCGCUUGUGACAUCCUCAGUGACUUAGUAAACGUUAUCGACAUCGUACUUUGGCAGCCACGGCUGCAGUUUGUCAAAGCUGGAGACAUUAUUAAAGACAGAGCCAUGGCUAAAGUUCAUUAUCGUAAAUCUCAAAGGUUUAAGAUUGAUAUAAUGAGCAUCUUACCUUUGGAUCUCCUCUGUCUCUACUUUGAAUUCUCCUCUGUGUACAGACUCAACCGCUUCAUCAGGAUCGACUCGUUCUUUGAGUUCAGCGAUCGACUGGAGAGCAUCAUGGCCAAGGCGUACAUCUGGAGAGUGAUUCGGACCACAGGUUACCUGCUCUUCAUGUUGCACCUGAACGCCUGUGCGUACUUUGUAGCCUCGGUGCAUCAGGGUCUGGAUACGACCACGUGGGUUUAUAGCGGAAAGGGCUCAGCGUACCUGCGCUGUUACUACUUUGCAGUUCGCAGUUUGAUCAACAUCGGGGGUCUACCUGAGCCUAUCACCACCUUUGAGAUCACCUUCCAGAUGUUAAACUUCUUCAUCGGUGUCUUUGUGUUCUCCAGUCUGAUUGGACAGAUGAGAGACGUCAUCGGAGCAGCCACAGCCGGUCAGACUUAUUUCCGGGCGUCGAUGGACGGCUGUGUGGCCUACAUGAACACCAACUGCAUCCCAAAGCAUGUCCAGAACAGAGUCCGCACCUGGUACAACUACACCUGGGCCGCUCAGGGCAUGCUGGACGAGUCUGAGCUGCUGGAUAAGAUGCCUCUGGUGAUGAAGACCGCCAUCGCCGUGGACAUCAACCUCGCCACCUUCCAGAAGAUCGCUCUGUUUCAGGGCUGUGACCAGCAGAUGUUGGUGGACAUGUUGCUGAGACUCAAAUCCAUCGUGUAUCUCCCCGGAGACUUUGUGGUCAAGAAGGGAGACAUUGGUAAAGAGAUGUACGUCAUAAAGAGCGGAGCGGUGCAGGUAGUGGGAGGACCUGACAACAGCAUCGUGUUCGUCACGCUGAAGGCCGGCUGUGUGUUCGGAGAGAUCAGUUUGCUGCAGUCCGCUAAAGACGGAGGAAACAGACGCACAGCUAACGUCAAAGCUCAUGGCUUCGCUAACCUCUUUGUCCUGGAGAAGAAGGACCUGUUUGACAUCCUGGUCCACUACCCCGAGUCUCAGAAAGUUCUGGCCAGGAAGGGACGGAAGCUGACCAAAGCCAAAGCUCCUGCAGGAGCGAAGGUGGAGGAGAAGCCUAAAGGUCUGGCUAUGUUUGGAAACAAACCACCGACUCCGAAGCUGCUCAAAGCGUUCGGAAACUUCCGGAGAGGAUCCGUGAUGGAUAAACUGAAGCAAAACGCAAUGGAGCAGAAGUGAGAGCUAAGGAGUGACACUGUCAGCUGCAGAGAUGACUGGACAGAGUUAAAAGGUCAAAGUGUCAGAGCUCCUCACAACAUGUCUGUGAAGUUUCUUGUUCUAAAUCCACUCUGAUCCUGUAUUUGAUCAUGUCUAUAAACCCCUCUAUUUCAGCCCUGCUCAGAACAGGCUGUUUCUGUGUCUGUACCUUUAAAUAUGUAAAUGAGCUGUGUCUGACCAUGCCCCCUCUCUGGAAGGACUUGGGUAAGAAGGCAGACUCAGAGGGCAGAACAAACACCUAGCUGUGGGAGUGUCACCCACCUGGGGAGGGGUUACUGCCCUUUGUGAUGUCAUGAACAGAAAAUCUCCAAACGGCCUGUUUGAGCACACAUUUUCUGAAAAGUGGAGCAUAAUAUGAAGUAUAAUAUGUGACCGUUAAAGAUGAUCUGUCAGAUUCUGAAACAUGUUUUAAAGUGUGUG